Messenger RNA from Effrenium voratum, 1151 nucleotides. Lineage: Eukaryota; Dinophyceae; Suessiales; Symbiodiniaceae. The record is from the annotation of a GenBank genome assembly.
UCAAGUCUCAAGUUCUACCCUUCUCGUCCCUUCGCAAGCGCCCACCCUUCUGCUUGCGUUCUCUACAAGCCGAACCCCCUGCGUACUGUGUAGAGGUCACCUCGCAGGCUUGCAACAAGAAACAUGGCCGAAUCCAAGGUUGGCUGGAACGAUGGCGUCUUGGUUGUGUCGCUUCUUUACAUGUGCAUCGACAUCCAAUACGAGUGGGACGGUUUUGCCACUUGCCAGCGCCCCAUUCACAAGUGGCUCCUGCUGAGCUACGGCCUGGUUGUGAUGAGCCGCCUGGUGCAUGUGGCUGGCGCUCUCAUGUCGCAGAAUGACAGCGAAUUCAUGUUGAACCUGCGCCAGAAAAGCGCGGCCGUGCGAUUCCUUCUCUCCAUGAUGUGGCUGGUGAUCCUGCCAGCCUUCACCAUUUGGUCCAUGGUGGGCACCGCCUGGGUCUGGGAGGUGAUGAGCCACACCCCGCAGUGCCUGCCCGGGGGCGCCCACUUCUGGUUCCUGAUUGUGUGGCAGGCAUUGAGCUACUUGUGGAUCUUCGUCCACUGCGGCCUGGGCAUCGUUGCUUGGUACCUGGAGCGGCGCCUGCGCCGGACGGAGGGUGACUUGCGGCAGCUGGAGGACCAAGACCUGUUGUCGCGCUGGGGCCAGGUGAGCCGGCUCCAGAACUACACCUCCGUCACCGGGCUCCGGGAGAGCGAGGACGGGCUCAAGGCCUCCGAGAUUGCAUCCCUGCCCGGGCUCUUUGUGGUGGACUGCGCCAUGGAGGACUGUCCCAUUUGCCUCACCGAGCUCUGCGAGGGUGAGAACGCUCGGAAGCUGAGCGUGUGUGGGCACACCUUCCACCGCUCCUGCAUCGACCUGUGGCUCUACCGGCGCGCCGACUGCCCCCUUUGCAAGACCGAGGUGAAGGCGUGUGAACACACGAGCUUGCGCAGGAGGGCGGUGGAGGAGUCUUCCUGGAAUGUGUGAGACUGGCCAUGUGGUAGUAGGUGGCUUCGUUCGUCGCUGAAGCGACGUGACACAGCCACAGAGGGUGGCUUGCAAGCUAAUCCCAGGGCAGCCCUGGAUUGGAGAAUCCCAGCAGCAUUGCCCUUCAAAUCACCAAAGCUGCUGAGCUAGUGUCGACUCACUUGGUUUAGCGCUGGUGUCAA